GUCACAUUUAGGAAGAAAAAGAAAGAGUGAGACAGGUCUUCAGUGGGCAUAAAAUUAUAGUGCUGUCUAACAAAAGGAGAAAGAUGGGAGGGGAGGAACCAAAUCAAAUUAAACGAGAACCAAAGAUCCUGGCCACCAUUCCUAGACUCCAUCUCCAGGUUUUCAGUGUGGCUGUGUUUCAGUAGAUCAGUCAGAGCGUGUGUGGAGCGUGUGUGUGUGUCUCCUGCGCUGUGCUGCAGUAGAGAGCGCUUCGCUCAGCCAACUGCUACUUCUCUGUGGAGGGCAUUGCAUCCUCCCUGCCUUUUUUCAUUUUUCUUCACGUUUUUUUUAAAUCAUGCUUGGAGUGCCUGAAUGAAAGAGGACGGAUCGAGGGGAAAGGAUGACACUAUGUGUGUGACAGAAGAGCAAAGCGUACUGCAGUGAGUCAAACAGAAAGAGUGAGAGCUCUCCACACCCAUGACCGUGUGCCUGUCUGUGAUCGAGUUGAACACAGCCAAACGGACUCGUUCGUCACCUGACAGAGUCACAGUGCACAUUGUGUGGUGAGACCGAAGGUCCUCUUCAAUCAAGACGGACUUGGGCAUCAUUAUGGUGUUUGCUGACCUGAGCUAAAGAUCUCCUUAUGGAUCAGCUAGAUUCAUGGUCUCCACCGCCAUACUUCGAUGAAGACAGCUACCCCUCCCCUCCCAGGAAUAUGAAAGGUUUAUCAAGCGGCCGUCCUCAACUCACCUUCACAUCAGGACACACCUGUGGGCUGCCAGACUGCGAUCAGUCCCUUGAUCACUUGCAGCAUGUCGGCCCCGACCCUCGCUCUCCCUACCUGCUCAGUCCGACCGAGAGCUGCCCUCUGGAUCCACACCGCUGCUCACCCCGCAGCUCCAUCCACUCGGAGUGCAUGGUGAUGCCUGUUUCUAUGGCAUCUGACCACGUUUCCAGCAGCACCUUUCCCAGAAUGCACUACAGUUCACACCACGACGGCUCGCGGGAUGACGGCUCCACUUCUCACGGUGGCAGCGGCGGUGGAGGGGUCGGUGUCAAUGUGGGUGGUGGGGGCGGCGGGUCCGGGAAGAUGAACCGUAUUCCUGCAAACCUCCUCGACCAAUUUGAGAAGCAACUGCCGAUUCAUAGAGACGGUUUCCACACACUGCAGUACCAACGCACGUCCGCCACCACUACGAGCAGCGAGCAGCGCAACGAGAGUCCCGGGCGCAUCCGCCACCUGGUGCACUCCGUCCAGAAGCUCUUCACCAAAUCCCACUCACUCGAGGGGUCGUCAAAGAUGAACGGCACCAAGGGAGACUCUCGCUCAGACAGCGGACACCACCACCACCACCAUCACGGACAUCACCAUGGAAACCACAAACACAGCAAACGGAGUAAGAGCAAGGAACGCAAGUCAGACUCCAAGCAACGCUCAGGGAUAGCAGGCUGGUGGAGUUCUGACGACAACCUGGACAGCGACAGCACCUACCGGACUCCCAGCAUCAUGAGCCGGCACCACGGAGAUCAUAUCACUCACUGUUACCCAGACACAGGCCAUGGGCACUUUGGCGACCUUUCGCUCAAGACCUCCAAAAGCAACAACGACGUAAAAUGUUCAGCAUGCGAGAGCAUCGCUAUGGCCCCGGAGGGCAAAUUUAUGAAGCGCAGCUCCUGGUCGACGCUGACAGUCAGCCAGGCUAAAGAAGCCUACCGCAAAUCUUCCCUCAACCUAGAGAAACCGUCCAUGCCUCAAGAUCUGAAGUCCUCCAUGAGGCCUUGUCAUUAUUUGCAGGUCCCUCAGGAUGAAUGGGGAGGGAGAGAUGAGGAGAUCCCAUGCAGAAGGAUGCGGAGCAGCAGUUAUGUUAAAGCCAUGGGCGAUCAGGACAGCGGAGACUCCGAUGGCAGCCCUAAAAACUCCCCACAGAAAAGUGUGCGACCCGAUGCGCUCGUCAAAUCCGUGCUGCAGAGACAACUUUCAGACCAGAGCUCGUACCGUCUGGACAAGUCAAGCCGAGACAUGGUCAAAUACCUCACCAAUAUCACCGCAGAUUUAAGUCAAAGCUACCAUCUUCAGACCUCUAGGGAAAUCCAUCCCAGCAUCACACUGGAACCGUCUCCGAACUACAACUCGCCGAAGUUCCGCUCCAGGAACCAGAGCUACAUGAGAGCGGUCAGCACCCUGAGCCAGGCCAGCUGCGUCAGCCAAGUCAGCCAGGUGAGCGAGACCGAGGUUAAUGGGCAGUUUGAGUCGGUGUGUGAAUCUGUGUUCAGCGAGGUGGAGUCUCAGGCCAUGGAUGCUUUGGACUUGCCAGGCUGCUUCAGGACACGCAGCCACAGUUACCUGCGAGCCAUCCAGGCUGGAUUCUCACAGGAUGACGACUGCGUCCCCUCUAUGACAUCAUCAACUGUCACCUCCACCAUCAGGUCCACCACAGGAAUUCAGUUCCAUCUCCCUUCUUCAGGCAGUGUGGACCGUCCUUCACAACAGCCACCAGCGGUCACCUACACACCCAGUACACCCACCUAUAAGAGGACGCCUCCACCCGUGCCCCCUCGUUCCACCUCCAAGCCCCUCAUCUCCAUCACAGCGCAGAGCAGCACAGAGUCCACGCAGGAUGCCUACCACGAGGGACAGCUGGCCAGAGGUGGCAUUUGGGGUUCUGAUGGGUUGAGUCUGAGUUUGGGUCGAGCCCUUUAUAACUCUACUGACAGUCUGGACAGCGCCAAGGCCGUCACUAUUGCCAUGGAAGCGGCUGCCAUGGCGAUGGCAGGAAAGAGACAUCCCUCCACAGACAGCCACAGCUCAGUAAUGACCUGUGAUAAAGCUGUGCUGGUGUCCAAGGCGGAAGAGUACCUAAAAACACCAAGGUCUUCAAUAGGAAUACAGGUGGAAGCGGCGACUGAUUCUGAGUGUGAAAGCAAAAGCUCUCGAGAGUAUCAGUCUGUUGGGAUUCAAGUAGAAGACGAGAGACGGCAGGGCCGAUUUAAGCGGUCCAACAGUGUCACCGCCGCCGUUCAGGCUGAUCUAGAGUUGGAGGGUUUUCCUUUAAUGGAGGAUAAAGGUCUUCAGUUUGGCGGAGGUUUCCAGCGUCACAGUGAGCCCAGCACCCCUACACAGUAUGGCGCCGUACGGACCGUCCGCACACAGGGUCUCUUCAGCUACCGUGAGGACUACCGCACCCCCACAGAGCCUCCGAGUCCCCAGCGUAGCCCCGAGCCCUGGCUGGAGCCCUCGCCACGGGAACCCAUCGCCACCGUUGCGGUUACCGUGACACCGCCCCAACCUACGGAUUCGGGAAGAGCAUCACCCUCGUGCAGGAGAGACGGAAGCUGGUUCAUGCAGCUUCUGCACACGGAGACGAAAAAGAUGGAGGGGUGGUGCAAAGAGCUGGAGGGGGAGGCGGAGGAGAACGACCUGUCAGAGGAAAUCCUGGGGAAGAUCCGGAGUGCUGUAGGAAGCGCACAGCUCUUGAUGUCCCAGAAAUUCCAGCAAUUUUAUUGGCUUUGCCAGCAGAACCUAGACCCCAGCGCCAUGCCUCGGCCCACCUCUCAGGACCUGGCCGGGUUCUGGGACCUGCUGCAGCUCUCCAUCGAUGAUGUUACCUCCAAAUUCAAUGAGCUGCAGAAGAUCAAGUCCAACGAUUGGAGGCUUAUUGAGAGUCCUGUGAAGAAGCUCCCGCCGCCAGUACCAAAGAAGACAUUACGUAAGAGUGUGACGAGGGAAAAAUCUUUGGAUCUCCCUGACCGUCAGAGACAGGAGGCACGACGGCGCCUCAUGGCGGCCAAACGCGCAGCUUCAUUCCGCCAAAACUCAGCAUCAGAGCGGGCCGACAGCAUCGAGAUCUAUAUACCGGAGGCCCAAACGCGGCUCUGAGAGUCACAGGGAACACCUUUAUAACACCAUCAUCAUCAUUCUCAGUAACAGAGCCAGUCUGAAGUAUCACAAUACAUUCAUCAAGCAAAACAAAAGAAACAGAAGGGUUUUGUAACUUGUUUCAGAACUGCCUACAACAUCCAUAUGAAGUUUCUCCUUUUUAGGGAGACAUACUUCACCAAAAUAAACAUAUUGCACAACAUAUCGCAAUUGUAGACCCACAUGAAAAUGACAUCGCUUGAUGAAGCAAAACUUUAGAUUUAAGCUUUAAUCACAGCGGAAUAACAUGUCCAAUCUAAUGAUCCUUCUGUGAGUGUCUUUAUGACAUCCAUUUAGCACUUUCAAAAUGGAGAAAAUUAUAUUUUUAGGCCUCAAAUCUAAACAAUUCAUUUCUUUUCAUUAAAUUAAGAAACCUGAAGAAAAGUAUUUAGUUCCGGUUCCAUCUGGUUACAUUCAUUCAAGUUUUGUAGCUUUGUAUUUCCAUGGUUACAUUUCAUUUCAUUUCUCUCUCUCUCUUUCUCUCUCUCUCUCUCUCUCUUUCUCUCUAUCUUGGUAUUUCAUUUUUUCCUUUAUUCCAUCUCUCUCCUCCCAGUGAAGUUCAUAGUAUUUUUCUCAUGAACUCUCUUGUGAGCAUUUAUGUAAGUGCCAGUGCUGAAAUACCUCAAUCAUACAUUUUAGACUGAAGCCGUAGGCCAGAACGGACAGUCACAGCCUUUUAAAAAACGUUGUUGGUCAUACACUGUUAUGGGGGAACUUAAAUCUCAGCCUGAGGGUUUACACUGUCGGAUUAGAGAUCAGUUUUUAUUAUACUCCUACUUACUGAUAUCAAAUAUACAGCUGUCACACUACUACAUACUUGAUGUUUAUGUCAUUCUAGGGGAAUUCCUGUAGGAUUUUGGGUGCAAUUGCUUAAAACCUAAAUUCAACAAUGUAAAGGUUCAAAAAUGCAUUUUUGCACUUUCUUCUUCUAAAUGUAUGUUUGUAUGUAUUUCCAAGGGAAAUGAAGUUCUAAAAGAUAUUGUUGCAGUUGAAUUGCAAGGUUUUGUGUGACUAUCGAUUUAUCAUUUCAGGUCUUUGAAUGUUUUCAUGCCUCACAUUGUCAUUCAUCAGUUUGCAUUUAUUUUUACUGAACCAUUUUCCUUUCCAUCUGCUGUUAUCAAGCAUCUGACCCAUGUUCUCCACAAAAAAAAAAGAAAAAAAAAAGCUUUUUAUCUCCUUUCUGUAUGUCUUGACAGAGAAUCAAUGAUCCUGUCUCAGCUGAAGGAGAUGUCGGGUGUUCCCAUAAUUAUCUAGAUGACUUUGCGGUUGGUGAUAGAUGUUUUAUCUGUUAGACCGUCUGCAGUCCACAUACCACACAUCUGUGAGAGCGUGCAGAAUGAUAAGUCCAAUUUAACUCUGUAAUCAAAGUAGAACUGUUCACAAGUCUAUUUGAUGGCAUUUGUCUGAACAGGCGGCUGCAGUAAACAGGAUGGCUGAUUAUAUUAGAUGAUCAAAACCGAAGGUCAAUGCUGCUUUGGAUUGUUAUACAAUCAUUGAAUUUGUUUUAAAAUGUAGGUUUCGUUCAGAAUAUAUCACUGAAGAUAUCCACUUCUUGUUCCAGAGAUUUAAACUUCUGCUUAAACAUCCUGCAUCCAACACUCCAGCUAAAAGAAUUUGAUAUUCUAUUAAUAAGAAGUGUAAAUGCAUGAACACUUUUGGUUGUCUUGUCCUCGACUUGCAACCACCAAAGUGUAACUGCUGACAGACUCAAAAGCCUUCACAAAGAAUUUUUUAUAUAUAGCCAUAUUUUAUCCACUACAUAUCAUUACAGAAAUGGAAUGCCUAUCAAGUGCGGUCACAUUUCAUUUCAAAUGUCAAACUGUUUCCCCACUUUCUGUUUAGACUGCCCUAUUCUUGCCUCUGCAUCAUAGAACGAGAAGAGGCCAGAGAUUAGAGGAGAUUAGUUUUAUCACUUCCACUCAAAUUCCUUGUAGCUUUAUAUUCUCAAUUUCCUUCGCGAGAUGACCUUGAGAAGAGCUUUCCGUUAUAGAAGCAAAUAUUUUCUUUUAAUUUCUCUGCACUCUGUACUUUUCUGCUGUAAGUCAGUGUUCAAACACAAUUACAGCAUUUCAUCUAAGAGAGGCUUGUAAUCGAUGAAGAUGACUUCAAGCUAGGAACUUUCUGGAAGUAUUUUCUCCAUACUUGAGAAAAAAAACAACAUUUCUGUUGUGAAUUGCGUCUAAAGCUCUUAUUUCACAUCAACAAAAGUUUUGAUUGAUUAUUUUGCUAAUUCAUUAUUUGAAACAAGUUCUGGGCAAUUUACAGCUUUGUAGUGUGAGUCGUGGCCCUCAGGGUUUACAGAAAUCCACCGGUCAUUACUGAUGCUUUCCUGGCCUUACAAACUAUUCAGGCUGUUGAAAUACUCACUAAACUGAUGGUUUACACUGAUGGUACACUUUACAAUAAGGUCUUGUUUGUUAGCAUUAGCUAAUGCAUUAACUAAGGGUGCGUUCACACUUGUAGUUCGGUUCGUUUGGUCCGGACCAAAAAAAAAAAAAAAAAUUUAGUCCUGGUCUGAUUGGCGUUCAGAUUGGCAAUUUUAUCAGCGAACCAAAAGAUACAGAAAGGCACAGGGAUACGUUCGCAAUCUGAUCUGGUCGGAUUUUAUGACGUAUUGCCUAUUUUGAGACGGAACUUACCGAAGAUCCAAAACAAUGCUGUGUACUGAGGUAAAUGCGCAUGUUGUGUGUGCGUAGCCUGCAUAUGAUGGUAUUUUGGCCAGUUGGGAACCCGUGAAGAGCUUAUAAAAUGUGUAAAUGAGUCAAAACAGCAGCGGGAAUCCCUCCGUCACACACACAAACGAUCUGCAGCGUGGAGACGCGCGUCUAAUGCUUGUGAUGGGCAAAUUCGCGACUAUGACAGAAAAAUCGACAUGCGUGAGGUUUCUGUCCUUUUUUGGGUCUCAUCUUGCUGUGUUUGGUUCGUUUACAUGUGUUUGGUCCGUGUUGCGUUCAUAUAUCAUUCGAACCGCACCAAAGUUCGUUUGGAAGUGGACCGAGACCCAUGUUUUCAGCGGUCUCGGUCAUGGAACCGUUCACACAUGUUCAAAUGAACCGCACUAACAGAGCAAUCGCACCAGGGUUCGUUUUAAUCGAACCAAACAUGACAAGUGUGAACACAUUCUAACAUGAGCUUACAAUAAGCAAUAUAAUUUUGCAGCAUUUAUUAAUCUUUGUUAAUGUUUGCUAAAAUAUAGUUGUUCAUAUUAACUAUUGAAAUUGUUGCAAAGUGUUACCAACGGAUUAUUAUAUGAUAUUUAAUUUUUCAUUAUGCCGAAGUGAAUUGAUUCUGAGCUGAUUAUUUUAAUCAUGUUUUAUGGUAAGUUUUUUUCCUCUAUAUCACGAGUAAUUAUGGUUGGUAAUUAUGGUCCUGCAGUGUGGCAGCUGUCCUUUCUGAUUAACCUGCUCAAUUAUCAAUAUGCAAACAUGCCAGUAAUGCAGGCAGUGUUUAUAUGCCAAAUAUGCUUAUGUGCCACAUGUUUGAACAGCUUCUGCUGUUUAUAGAUCCUCACACACACCAUAUUCUCCAUGUUUCAUCGUCAUCCUUUCAACAUAACGGUCUGAAAGCGUUAUGGUGAGCUGGCCUUUAAUAAACCACCUGGAAGAACAAAUGCUCACUUCCCACCUUAAAAAAGUGGAAUCAAGUUAUCAAAUGUUGAUUUGUUUGUAUGACGGCCAUGUUUUCUUCAACAGGGUUGCACAUCUUGUUUAAACCUCAUGUACCUUUAUGCUACUCAUAUGUACAUUUGCUCCAUUUAUUUCCAUCAAAAUAAAUCAUGUGCCAGUAUUUAUCAAAAAGAAAUGAUUUAUUCAAAAUGAUUUACCCUCCGCACCACAGUAUUUGAAAAACAGCCAACGGGCCUUUGGUACCGGUGCGGACUGAGAUGCCCCGGUUUCUUACUGUAGAGAAGCUUCAUUUUGGGACUGGACUAAUCCUGGAUCUCAGAAUGUGAAAAGAUUAUAAAAUCUUAGUGAAAAUAACAAAUGAAAAAGGUAGUUGUUUAGCUGAGAAUAUUUUCAUUUAUUAUACUGUAUAUCAUAUCUAUAUGAAGGGUGAAUAUAAUACCAAAUAUUCAUUAUUUGUACAGAAUUAUAUAAAUAGUUAUAUAUAAAUCUAUAUAUAUAUAAUAUAAAUACAUAAUUGAUCCUUUGUUGAAGCAAAACUCUUUUUCUGCUCUUCCUUAUUGGUUGAGUUGAGUUUCUUUGGGUGGCAUGCACCAUUCUGAUGCUGAAUGUGGGUUUUUCUGCUUCAUUGCUUUUCCAAAUCCCUUUUUUGAAUGUUGUUUAUUGUUACACUUAUCAGUUUAGUUUAUUUUGUAUGUAUUCAUGAAAUGUUUAAAUUGUGUUAUUAAUUUGUGUUACGAAUUUGACGCUUUUUGUUCUUGGUCAUCUGGAUUAUUUGUGUUUCUUUUCAUGACUUGAUUAUUGCUAUGAUCAUACAUUGUAAAUAUUUCAGUCAUUAAAUUUUUGAA
Molecule: messenger RNA, 8366 nt
Organism: Ctenopharyngodon idella (grass carp)
Lineage: Eukaryota; Metazoa; Chordata; Actinopteri; Cypriniformes; Xenocyprididae
Gene: dlgap2a
Product: discs, large (Drosophila) homolog-associated protein 2a
Exons: 16
Coding region: 623-3856 (1077 amino acids)
Biological process (GO): signaling
Cellular component (GO): postsynaptic specialization; glutamatergic synapse
Molecular function (GO): molecular adaptor activity
Source: RefSeq, a predicted model, not a curated record